GUAUUGUAAUCUUUGCUCAGUCCAACGUGGUCCCUUCACCCGGGCUCCGCUCUUGCCUUCUCCACACUUGUUUGAUUUAUGAGGAAUCCAAGAUGAAUUUGGAGCAGGAGAGGCCGUUUGUUUGCAGUGCGCCCGGCUGCUCCCAGCGCUUCCCAACAGAGGACCAUCUGAUGAUUCAUAGGCACAAGCAUGAAAUGACUUUGAAGUUUCCCUCAAUAAAAACAGACAAUAUGUUAUCAGAUCAGACUCCGACCCCAACGAGAUUCCUGAAGAACUGCGAGGAAGUGGGGCUGUUCAGUGAGCUGGACUGCUCCCUGGAGCACGAGUUCAGGAAGGCUCAGGAGGAAGAGAGCAGCAAGCGGAAUAUCUCGAUGCAUAACGCGGUUGGUGGGGCCAUGGCGGGGCCUGGAGCUCACCAGCUCGGCAGCACCCGGAUGCCCAGCCAUGACACCAGCGUUGUGAUUCAGCAAGCCAUGCCGUCACCCCAGUCCAGCUCUGUCAUCACACAGGCACCUUCCACCAACCGCCAGAUCGGGCCUGUCCCAGGCUCUCUAUCUUCCCUGCUACAUCUUCACAACAGACAGAGACAGCCUAUGCCAGCCUCCAUGCCCGGGACCCUGCCCAACCCCACCAUGCCAGGAUCUUCCGCCGUCUUGAUGCCAAUGGAGAGACAAAUGUCAGUGAACUCCAACCUCCUGGGAAUGCAAGGUCCAAAUCUCAGCAACCCCUGUGCUUCUCCCCAAGUCCAGCCAAUGCAUUCAGAAGCCAAAAUGAGGUUGAAGGCUGCGUUGACCCAUCACCCGGCUGCCAUGUCAAACGGGAAUAUGAACACCAUGGGACACAUGAUGGAAAUGAUGGGCUCCCGGCAGGACCAGACGCCACACCACCACAUGCACUCCCACCCACAUCAGCACCAGACACUGCCAGCCCAUCACCCCUACCCGCACCAGCACCAGCACCCAGCACACCAUCCUCAUCCUCAACCCCAUCACCAGCAGAACCACCCACACCAUCACUCCCACUCCCACCUUCAUGCACACCCAGCACAUCACCAGACCUCGCCACACCCACCCCUGCACUCCGGCAACCAAGCACAGCAGGUCUCACCAGCGACACAACAGAUGCAGCCCACCCAGACGAUACAGCCGCCCCAGCCCACAGGGGGGCGCCGGCGAAGGGUGGUGGAUGAGGAUCCCGACGAAAGGCGGAGGAAAUUUCUGGAACGGAACCGGGCCGCCGCCACCCGCUGCAGACAGAAGAGGAAGGUCUGGGUGAUGUCACUGGAAAAGAAAGCAGAAGAACUCACCCAGACAAACAUGCAGCUUCAGAACGAAGUGUCCAUGUUGAAAAAUGAAGUGGCACAGCUGAAACAGUUGUUGUUAACGCAUAAAGACUGCCCCAUAACAGCCAUGCAGAAAGAAUCACAAGGAUAUCUAAGUCCAGAGAGUAGCCCUCCCGCCAGCCCUGUCCCCACGUGCUCUCAGCAGCAAGUCAUCCAGCAUAAUACCAUCACCACUUCCUCGGCCGUCAGCGAGGUGGUAGGAAGCUCCACCCUCAGUCAGCUCACCACUCACAGAACAGACCUGAAUCCGAUUCUCUAAAACCCGAGGGUCAGACCUUGCCUCCAAGAAGAGCUGUCGCGUUUCCUGCGUCCUUUCUUUUAAGGGCAUUUUUAGAAUUCACUCAGACCUGGACGACUCCUCAGCCCUUCGAAGACUGGCUUUCAUUUUUAUAGUUAUUAUUGGAAAUGUUGUCUUUUAUACUUAGUUAUAUAAGAAAAAAAAGGGAGUUAUGCAAUUAAUAAUCUAUCCGCUUGGGAAAUGCUUCGGUGCUUUUCUCCAAUUUUCUGGUACCGGUUUCUUGUUUAUAAACUGAACUCUUUCUGUAUAUAGUCAUUGUUUCAUUCUUAUCAGUCCAACCCUUUGCCUAAGAAAUGGUGAAUCUUGUUAAACCGCAGCUUUUAGCCAAAAUGAGGCUUACCUAGAUGUCCAGUAAACAGAUUGCAAGGCAACUGGGGGAGAGGUCUGAUGACAUCAUAACUCAUGUUGAGUUUGCUGUGAUGUCACCAGAAUCCCCCACAACUCUUUUAUCAUAAAAAAGUGUAAGACCCAUCGACAUCCACAUAAAACCACCAAGCAUCUUACCACCUCUCCUCCUCCUCUUGGUCCACUUCCUAGAAUGCCCAAAUUCCCUUUUGUACUUUUACCUCUGGGCUCCCUGUUGACUCUUCAUUUUUACUUUCUUCUGUUGUAGUCCCCCCCCCCCCUUUAGCAUUGCAUGUAAAGAAGAAAAUAAUAUUUAAA
Phacochoerus africanus (Common warthog) is the source of this 2303-nucleotide messenger RNA. RefSeq names its product cAMP responsive element binding protein 5 (gene CREB5). The record is from RefSeq and is a predicted model, not a curated record. Gene Ontology annotation, biological process: regulation of transcription by RNA polymerase II. Gene Ontology annotation, molecular function: cAMP response element binding; DNA-binding transcription factor activity, RNA polymerase II-specific. The transcript is spliced from 11 exons. Lineage: Eukaryota; Metazoa; Chordata; Mammalia; Artiodactyla; Suidae. Bases 93 to 1601 code for a protein of 502 amino acids.